AUGGUGCUGAACCCGGUGAUCGGGAAGCUGGUCAGCAAGAGGGUGGUGCUGGCCAGCGCCUCCCCCCGCCGGCAGGAGAUCCUCACCAACGUGGGUCUCCGAUUUGAGGUAGUUCCAUCCUGGUUUAAAGAGACACUUGAGAAGUCAUCUUUUGCAGCCCCUUAUGAAUAUGCCAUAGAAACAGCAAAGCAGAAGGCACUUGAAGUGGCAAAUAGAAUGCAUCUAAAACACCUUAGAACUCCAGAUAUUGUUAUAGGAGCAGACACUAUUGUGACUGUUGGAAAACAGAUUCUGGAGAAACCAGUUGAUAAACAAGAUGCAUAUAAGAUGCUGUCAAGGUUGAGUGGGAAGGAGCACAGUGUCUUUACGGGAGUAGCCAUUGUUCACUGCAGCAGUAAAGAUAAUCAUCUGGAGACUGAAGUCACUGAUUUCUAUGAAGAGACAAAAGUUAAAUUUGCUGAACUAUCUGAGGAGCUUUUAUGGGAAUAUAUUCACAGUGGAGAACCAAUGGACAAAGCUGGUGGUUAUGGAAUCCAGGCCUUUGGUGGAAUGUUAGUGGAAUAUGUUCAUGGAGACUUCUUGAACGUGGUGGGCUUUCCUCUGAAUCACUUCUGCAAAAAGUUAGCGGAGUUGUAUUAUCCACCCCUCAAACAUACCAUACAGCAUGUCAAGCAUGACUCUAUCCCCUCUGUCGAGACUUUUGAGAACCUCAGUGAUGGAGAGAGUGACUCUUCAAAUCCCAUGCAGCAUAAAAGUGCUAACAAAUUAGAGAGGAAUGGGGUGCCCCACUCAGGAGCCAUUCAUACGCCAGUAAACAGUGGUAGCAUCAAGCCUGUUUGUACAGUGGCUGUGGAAAAUCAGAGUGGAGUGAUGGAAUAUCCAGCUAAAUUCCCAUCAAAAAUUGUAGAACUUAUGGAUGGCUUCAGAGCUUCAAAGGCUUUGUUUGUGGCCUCUAAACUGAAAGUGUUUGAUCUUCUGAAAGAUAAAUGUAUACUGAAGGCUGUGGAUGUUGCCAAUAAGAUAGAAGCCUCUGUGUGUGGAACAGAAAGACUGCUCGAUGCUUGUGCUUCUCUUGGAUUGCUGGAGAAAACCCAUCAAGGUUACAGUAAUACGGAUUCAGCGAACACAUAUCUGGUGUCAGACAGAGAAUAUUCACUUCAUGGCUACAUUAUCCACUGUAAUGACCGCCUUUGGCAUCUCUUUACACACCUGGAGGCUGCUGUCAAAGAGGGGACCAUGCAGACCCAUCAGGCUUUUGGAAAGGAAACAGAGGACUUGUUUCAGGAUUCCUGUUAUCACAGUGUGGAGGCAAAGCAGCGUUUCAUGACUGCCAUGCAUAGCAUUGCCAAAUUGACAGCAAGAGACGUGGCAACAGCUUUUGAUCUUUCACCGUUUAGAUCUGUCUGUGAUUUGGGAGGUUGCACUGGAGUUCUGGCCCAUGAGCUAGUACAAAAAUACCCAAACCUAAACGUAACUGUAUUUGACCUUCCAGACGUCAUUGCAAAUGUCUCUUGCUUUCAGCCUUCAGGACAGCACAUAACUUCAGUGAUGUUCACAGCAGGUGACUUCUUCAAAGAUAAUCUUCCAGAAGCAGAUCUUUACAUCCUUUCACUAAUUCUACAUGACUUGAAUGAUGAAAAGAUUCACAUAUUGUUAAGCAAAAUAUCAGGUAUUUGCAAACCAGGAAGUGCCUUGCUACUGGCAGAAAUUGUGCUUGAUGAAGAGAAGACACACCCUCCUAGAGCAGUAUUACAGUCCCUCAGUAUGACUGAAGGCAAGCAGAGAAGUGGCUCGGAGUAUAAGCAACUACUGGAGAAAUAUGGAUUCACCAAUGUGCAAAUUAAGAUUACAGGAAACAUUUUAGAUGCGAUUUUGGGCUUUAAGAAAACUUCUGCACAUUAGUUUGCACUGCAAGAUUGGUUUCCCAUCAACAGCUUAUGCAAGAGAUAUGUGACUUUGGAAGCUUUCUGAAACUACUUCAAUAAUUGAGAGCGAUUAU
This is a messenger RNA of Emys orbicularis (European pond turtle), 1999 nucleotides long. RefSeq names its product acetylserotonin O-methyltransferase like (gene ASMTL). Lineage: Eukaryota; Metazoa; Chordata; Testudines; Emydidae. Gene Ontology annotation, molecular function: O-methyltransferase activity; nucleoside triphosphate diphosphatase activity. Bases 1 to 1902 code for a protein of 633 amino acids. The transcript has 14 exons. The record is from RefSeq and is a predicted model, not a curated record.